AUGGCGCCGCCGCCGAGGCAUGGUUGCAUGCUCCGCGCGGAGGUGGUCAUAUGCAUAUUCCUCGUCAUAGCACCGUUCAGCAUGGCGAUCGGUGUCAACUACGGCACCAAGGGUGACAACCUUCCAUCGCCGCUGUUUGACACCAAGCCGGACAUUAUUCGGGCCUUCGCUGGCACGGGCAUCUCGGUAAUGGUCACAGCAAGCAAUGGCGACAUCCCUGGCCUCGCCACCCAGAACGGCGCCGAUGCAUGGGUCGCUACCAACAUCGCGCCAUACUACCCCGCCACAGAUAUAUCUCUCGUCGCCGUGGGCAACGAGAUCAUGGACACGGCCGACAAGAAUCUCAUCGGCAACCUCGUCCCCGCCAUGCAGACGCUCAAGGCUGCGCUCGUCACGGCUGGCUAUAGCAAAAUUCGAGUUUCCACGCCAAGCUCACUCGGCAUCCUGGUUGACGCCCAGCCGCCGUCCGCGGCUCGGUUUCGCGAUGUCUUGGAUGUUGCCAUCUUCACGCCGAUGCUCCAAUUUCUCCAGAAGACCAAGUCCCCACUCAUCGUGAACACGUACCCGUACUUUGGGUACAACGGUGACACGCUACCGUACGCACUGGCGCGGUCGAACCCUGGCGUGCUAGACACGGGUACGGGUAUCACGUACACGAGCAUGUUUGUGGCACAACUUGACUCGGUGUACUCGGCAAUGAAGAAACUUGGGUUUGAGGACGUGGAGAUCCUCGUUGGGGAGACCGGGUGGCCGACUAAGGCGAUGGACGGGCAGAUCGGCGUGAGCCAGGUCGAGGCAGCUGAAUACAACAAAUAUCUCAUCGGUGCGGUUAGCUCCGGGUCAGGCACACCGCUCAUGCCAAAGCGGAAGUUCGAGACGUACAUAUUCGCGCUCUUCAACGAGGACCUGAAGCCCGGGCCCGUCGCCGAGCGCAAUUUCGGGAUGUUCCAGCCAGACUUCACGCCCAUGUAUGACAUUGGCAUCAUGAAAGAUCCGGUCAAAACAGCGCCGGCGCAAGCGUCGGUCGCCCCGGUGGCACCGCCGAAAGUGGCAGCAACGCCUGUGGCCGCCACUGCUCAUGCCUUGGAGGCUGCGGCGCCUACAGAGGCGAACGGCUCGAACAGCGCCAAGGCAUCCGCGCCUGCAUCGUCGACAGGCAACAAAUCCUCCCCGACGGAGGAAGCGGAAGGAAGCGAUGCUCAGUCAUCCACGAAGAGCGAACCAUCGGAGGCAGCAGCCAAGGUACCCACGUCGACCUCCAUUCAUGCAUGGAUGGUGCUUUCGAUCUCAACAACAGCUAAUUGGUCGUUACCUUUAUUGAACCUGGCCAGAGUGGUGACGACGAAGAAGGAGACAGUGAGAAAACCAAACCCAAGGAAGAAAGUGCAAUGCCGCCGGCGGCCGGAGCUGCUUCGGAAGCCACCAGCUUUCUUUUUCCUAUCCCUUGCAUACUUGCAGUUGCGCUCUGUCUAA
Molecule: messenger RNA, 1473 nt
Organism: Triticum turgidum subsp. durum (durum wheat)
Lineage: Eukaryota; Viridiplantae; Streptophyta; Magnoliopsida; Poales; Poaceae
Source: the annotation of a GenBank genome assembly